Molecule: messenger RNA, 1002 nt
Organism: Salvia hispanica
Lineage: Eukaryota; Viridiplantae; Streptophyta; Magnoliopsida; Lamiales; Lamiaceae
Source: RefSeq, a predicted model, not a curated record
AUGGCUAUUCGUUAUCUUAUCACGCAAGGCAUGACUUUUCGUGGACAUGAUGAGUCUGAAGAAUCCUUGAAUCAAGGCAACUUUCUUGAGCUUUUGAAAGUUAUUGCUUCUUGCAGUGAAGAGAUAUUUAAUGUUGUACUAAAAAAUGCUCCUGCAAACCUCAAAUUAACUUCAUCAGAUAUUCAGAAAGAUAUCGUAAAUGCAAUUGCUGUUGAGACAACAAAACUUAUUGUGCAGGAUAUGGGAAAUGAUUUCUUCUCCAUACUAGUUGAUGAAUGUCGAGAUGUAUCUAUCAAAGAGCAAAUGAGUGUUGUCGUACGAUAUGUGUACAAGAGUGGAUGUGUUCUGGAAUGCUUUCUUGGUCUUGUGCAUGUUAGUGACACAACAACGACCUCACUUGAGAGAGCACUUGAUUCCUUAUUAUCUACUUAUGAUUUAAGUGUAUCUAGUUUGAGAGGUCAAGGAUAUGAUGGUGCAAGCAACAUGAGAGGUGAGCUCAAAGGACUGAAAACUUUGAUACUAAAGAGGAACGCAAGUGCUUAUUAUGUACAUUGUUUUGCUCACCAGCUUCAACUCACAAUUGUUGUUGCUAAAAAACAUACAAGUAUUGGGUCUUUUUAUAAUACUAUCGCUCAUUUAUGUAACACUGCUGGAGGUUCUUGUAAGCGCAGAGAUAUACUUCGGGAGAGACAAAGAGAAAAGAUUAUUGAAAGGAUUGCAAGUGAUGAAGUUAACACUAGAAGAGGAUUGAAUCAAGAAAUGUCAUUGAAGCGGCCUGGAGAUACUCGGUGGAGUUCACAUUAUGGUACUCUCAUAAACUUGAUAAAUUUAUUUUCUUCUGUUGUUGAUGUUAUUGAGUAUGUUGAGGAGAAUGGUACUGAUGAUUCAACGAGGGCUGAAGCUGUUGAUGUGUCAGAAAUUAUAACUCGUUUUGAGUUUGUCUUUGUGUUACAUCUUAUGAAACAAAUCUUGGGAAUCACACAUGAAUUGUUAAUGCAAUGA